This is a messenger RNA of Lathyrus oleraceus (garden pea), 1019 nucleotides long. Its product is annotated as tobamovirus multiplication protein 2B. The transcript is spliced from 5 exons. The coding region runs from base 159 to 587 and encodes 142 amino acids. Lineage: Eukaryota; Viridiplantae; Streptophyta; Magnoliopsida; Fabales; Fabaceae. The record is from RefSeq and is a predicted model, not a curated record.
AAGCAAGGUUCAACAUAUUGAAUCAUCUAGUUGGAUUAAGUUCUUUUUUUCUUUUUGAAAGGUAAAAACAAAAUAAAAGGAAUGAAAAAAUAUACAAUUACAGUGUGAGCAGUAAAAAAAAGUAAAUAGCAGCAGUGAGAAAUAAAAGGAAUGAAAAAAUGGAACGACGACGACAAGAUCCAACCGCAAACAGAAGAAGGCCGUUGUGGCGACCUAUGGCGACGCAAGGCGAAGCCCGCGGCGGCGAUGGCUCGGCAAAGGCCGUAGUAGCCGAACAAAUAUCGCAGACGGUGCAAUCCACAUCAAACCUUCUUCACCUCAUGCAACAGUCUUCUCCUUCUCAGGCUAAACUUGUUAAGCUUCCCAAGAACCUAUUGGCAAAGGUUUCCACUAUCAAGAACACAGAACAGGUUUUAGAGCAGUUGCCUCGGGUAAUAUCUUCUUUGGAUGCACAUAUGGAAAAUGGAUUACAAAAUGUUCCACAACUGAAGACUGUAGUUCAGUUACUUGCAAAUAUGGAAAGUAGCCAGCUUAGUUCACUAUCCCGGACUCAUGUUCUUGAUAAGGAGCAUGAACCAGAAAACUAAUCGCAGGGGACUUAAUAAUGGAACUUUCAUUGUUUGCAAGUUUGACCUCUGAUCAGUUCGUGCAGAAUUUUCAGAAGCUUUCGAUUGAUCAUCCUUGACUUUAUUAUAGCAGCUAUGUUCUCUUGUCUGUCUGCAAAUCAAAUAACAAAGUGCUGUCCUACCUUCCGAUAACGUAAAUGAUUAUUCAACUGUAGAAAGCUGUCAAUAUUGAGUUAUGACAAUGGGCCAAAUUUUCAGACUGGGAACAUUGUUCAAUGGGUUCAAGGGGUUCAAGGGCAGGCUAUUAGCUGAUUGAUGGAAAACAACUGUGAACAUAUGUGUGUGUACACAAUUUUAGUUUGUAGUUUUUGGUUUUUCAAUAUUGAUGAAUUGAACUUUUGCCAUUCAUUUUGUGCAAAUGAUGCAUAUUUAUUGAAAUCAAUUUCCUUUUUA